Solanum dulcamara is the source of this 2585-nucleotide messenger RNA. Its product is annotated as serine/arginine-rich splicing factor RSZ22A. The transcript is spliced from 6 exons. Gene Ontology annotation, biological process: mRNA splicing, via spliceosome. Gene Ontology annotation, molecular function: zinc ion binding; RNA binding. The coding region runs from base 120 to 668 and encodes 182 amino acids. Gene Ontology annotation, cellular component: nuclear speck. The record is from RefSeq and is a predicted model, not a curated record. NCBI's taxonomy places the organism in Eukaryota, Viridiplantae, Streptophyta, Magnoliopsida, Solanales, Solanaceae.
UUAUUGAUAUCUCUAACACUUCCCUCUUCGCUGUCCUCUCUUUCUCUCAGCAAUCGUGGUGGCCUAGGGUUUUUUUCUCUCUCGCGUUCUUCACUAGGGUUUCAGGUUAUUAUUCCGAGAUGUCAAGAGUGUAUGUUGGAAAUCUUGAUCCUAGGGUCACUGAAAGAGAACUAGAAGAUGAAUUCCGUGUGUUUGGAGUUAUAAGAAGUGUUUGGGUUGCAAGACGCCCACCUGGUUAUGCUUUUAUUGAUUUUGAUGACCGAAGAGAUGCACAAGACGCAAUCAGGGAUCUGGAUGGUAAGAAUGGAUGGAGAGUUGAGCUCUCACAUAAUUCUAGAGGAGAAAGGGGUGGGGGCCGUGGCGGAGGUCGUGGUCGCUCAGGCUCUGAUUUGAAGUGCUACGAGUGUGGCGAGUCUGGUCAUUUUGCUCGUGAAUGCAGAGUGCGGGGAGGUCCAGGUCCUGGAAAACGUAGAAGUCGUAGCCCUCCUAGAUAUCGGAGGAGCCCAAGUUAUGGUCGCAGGAGUUAUAGUCCUCGUGGACGUUCCCCCAGACGCCGAAGCGUAUCACCUCGUGGCCGUAGCUAUAGCCGAUCUCCAUACCGUGGAAGAGAUGAAGUUCCUUAUUCCAAUGGAAAUGGCCUCAGGGACCGAAUCAGAAGCAGGAGCUGAUCGGAAAAGAUGAUUACUUUGUCUCAUUCAGGAGUUUUUGGAUGUGUGUGUUACUAUGCUUGACUUAAUCGCAGCUGUGUAAGUGAGGCCAUGCCCUCAACUUCAACGGCUUUAAUUUUCGUGUGAUAUUAUAAGUGUGUUUUUUAAUUUCUUCACUUUUUCCCCUUUUAAGAACCAUUAUCUUAGCGACUUAGACCUUUUGUACUUUAUGGCAUCUAUUAUCUUUAGAAAAGAAAUAUCCUAAAGAGUGCUGCUAAAAAUUUACUUUUGUUUUCUUGUGUCGAGGUGUCUUCACGGUACUGCUUCGUUGGUUUUCUGCUCCCACACUCUGUGGUUUCGUUCUUCACUGCCCUGCUGUGGGAUCUUCAAUUUCAAAGAUUGUGGAUCCCAGCUAGCUACAUCACUAGAUGCUUCUGUUUGAUUGAAUCUCUGCGGCUAUGACACGCCUCACCUCAAAGUGUAGUGGUAUAUAAAAAGUAGAUAUUAAGGAUGAUGAAUGGCAUCACAGUCAUAUGGCAGGUACCUAAUCUGUUACAGAGAGGUUGAGGAACUUACACUCUCGUUUAACAAUUGAUCACCAGCUAGCUACAUCCCUAGAUGCUUCUGUUUGAUUGAAUCUCUGCAGCUAUGACACGCCUCACCUCAAAGUGUAGUGGUAUAUAAAAAGUAGAUAUUAAGGAUGAUGAACGGCAUCGCAGUCAUAUGGCAGGUACCUAAUCUGUUACAGAGAGGUUGAGGAACUCACGUUCUCGUUUAACAAUUGAUCACCACAUCAGCAAGGUCAUUGGGCCAGUAUCUGAAAGCUUACUCAUGGAAGUUCAUGGCAUCAAGUGUUGCAUGUAACAUCCUAGGUCCUGUGAUUUCCUUUGCUUUUAUUCUCUGCUUCUAGCCUCUUUUCUUUGUGUUCCCUUUUAAAAUCAAUUAUCUGCUUCUCUUUUUAUGCCGUUUUAAACUUUUUUUUUUCGGUGCCUUUUCCUUUCAUCCUAUUCUUAAUCAAAAUCUUAUUUUUUUCCAUCAUCACCUCCCCGUCAUUGGUGGAGAAGUUAAAAAAAUUUCAUCAAAAUAUUGCCACACGGGUGACUAAUAAAUUUUCAGAUUUAAACUUCUCUGUACUUCUCCAUACAAAUUUAGAUGUUUUCCUUUUUAUAAAGUGACCUCGCAGCCUAUUAAAUUUCCGAAUUUUGAAAGAUUUGAAUCGAGACUCAAGUGAUGCCAAGUAAAGACCUGUGUUACACUUUGCUUCCUUUUUUGAACUACUUUCAUUUUAUCUUUAACUUUGUAAUGUAUUGCGAAAUCUGUUUCUCUAUUUUGCUUUCAGUAGGAGACAAAAAUGGUUUAUGAUUUUCCUGCUGUGAGACUUGUAGUUUUCAAUUAAGUGUUCUCAUUGCUUUAAUAUUCUAGAAAAAGGGUGAAUUUCUUGGGAGAGUGUACAUCAAUCUUCAUUUGAAUCACCUAUAUUAGAUUGGUUCAUUGCAUAUUAGCAGGAACCAAUGUACUUGUUGCUCUGCCUUUGAUCAAAGAGUCUGCUCUUACCCCACGGGAACAUCAUUGAGCUGACCUGCUUCAUGCCCGAUUUUGUUCUUCCACAACACCUGCUGCUUGAUUUUGCUAGCUUCAAGUCGUUAAAGUGCCUCUUUUUGACCUCCUUCGUCUUCUCAAAUUGCCUGCUUGCUACAGCGUUGAUUGCAUACUAAGAUCUAUUUUGUAGUCAAAUAUCUUGAAACUUUCAAAGAAUUUUACCUUCUAAUUGUGUUUUACUACUUAUGCCGAUCAUAUCAGUCAUAAGGUUUGUGUUUAUAUUUCACACCUAUUUUCGAUGGUCAGAUUUUCUGUUUUGGAAAAGGGGGAGGGUUGCUUUCUAUUUCCCAUUGAUUCCCCUUUUUAUGCUUGAAAUAUAAGAAUUAGGUUUCUCAACAA